This is a messenger RNA of Exophiala xenobiotica, 658 nucleotides long. RefSeq lists its product as uncharacterized. Bases 164 to 397 code for a protein of 77 amino acids. Lineage: Eukaryota; Fungi; Ascomycota; Eurotiomycetes; Chaetothyriales; Herpotrichiellaceae. Gene Ontology annotation, biological process: mitochondrial electron transport, cytochrome c to oxygen. The transcript is spliced from 4 exons. The record is from RefSeq and is a predicted model, not a curated record.
ACUUUGGCGGCGGAGGAAAUUCACAUUGUAUGAUUACGAAUGAGGAAGGUCUGGCGGACUCGCCAAGCCCGAAGCUUCAUUGAGUCUCGCAGUGGACUGACAGCAUGCUCCGCGACAUUCAAACUGCUGAACACCACCGAAUCUUGCCGCCAGAGAUCUCAAGAUGAACACUCAAUCACUCCUCCGCGCCAGAAUGGCUAGCCAAACCAUCGCUCGCCGCGGCUUCUCUACCACCCGUCCUCGAUUCGACAGUCCUUUCCACUACCCUGAAGGUCCCAGAUCAGGUCUACCAUUCAAUCCAAAGACAAGGUUCUUCUGGUUGCGGUACUGGACGUUUAUGGGCGUCGGAUUCUCAAUUCCAUUUGGCAUGGCCGUCUGGCACACAUACAAGGCAUAAAGAUCGGUUGCAGACUGCAUUGGGGGACUUCACCUUGAAUGAGCAUCGGGUCAGGAAGUGGCACACCAGCACCCUGAAUUUGUACAGAACCAGAAUAAAUACAUGCGAAUGCAAGAAUCAUCUGAAGCAUACCUCUCAGUUCAAAUCGUGGACGAUACCCUGACUUCAAAUGCUUUGCUGGUCGCUCUCUGGUGAUAUCGGACACCCCGGAGCACAACCAAUCAGAACACGGACAUUUGCUCCCAUAAAUUUAAUUCUCCG